AUGCCCAGCGACUCGGCCGCCUUCGGGAAGCCCGAGGCGGUGGCGGGCGGCGGCAAGGCGGGCGGCUUCGGCAAGGCGGCGGCGCUUAUGGCGGCCGGCCCCGGCGGCGGCGGCGGGAAGAAGUCGCCGCGGCUGCCCAAGUGCGCCCGCUGCCGCAACCACGGCUACUCGUCGCCGCUGAAGGGGCACAAGCGGUUCUGCAUGUGGCGGGACUGCCAGUGCAAGAAGUGCAACCUCAUCGCCGAGCGGCAGCGGGUGAUGGCCGCCCAGGUCGCGCUGAGACGGCAGCAGGCGCAGGAGGAGGAGCUGGGGAUCAGCCACCCCAUACCGCUGCCCAGCGCCACCGAGCUCUUCGUGAAGAAGGAGAGCAGCAGUGGCAGCUCCUGCCUCCUGUGGGAAAGCGGCAGCCCCACACACGCCACCAGCACGGCCACCACCACCACCACCAGCACGCCAUCAGAGGGACGGAUGCUCAUUCAGGACAUCCCUUCUAUCCCCAGCAGAGGGCACUUGGAGAGCACGUCUGAUUUGGUUGUGGACUCCACCUACUACAGCAGUUUUUACCAACCAUCCCUGUAUCCUUACUAUAACAACCUGUACAACUACUCCCAGUACCAAAUGGCAGUGGCCAGUGAACCUUCCUCAAGUGAGAUGGGGGGUACACUUGUAGGGUCUCCUAUGAAGAACAGCCUUCGGAGUCUCCCAGCAACGUACAUGUCAAGCCAGUCAGGAAAACAGUGGCAGAUGAAGGGCAUGGAGAACCACCACGCCAUGAGCUCUCAGUAUCGGAUGCACUCCUACUAUCCACCCACUUCUUACCUGGGCCAAGGUGUUGGCACACCUACAUGUGUCCCACAGAUCUUGACCUCUGAGGACAUCCCUUCAUACUCAGAAUUGAAAGCAAGAGUUUUCUCGCCGCCCAGCAGCCAGGACUCCGGCCUGGGGUGCCCGUCCAGCAGCGAGAGCACCAAGGCGGGGCUGGAGUGUGAGCCCGCCCCGGAGACCGGCGCCUUCGCUGUCAGCCCGGUCCUGGAGGCCGGAGAGUAG
Molecule: messenger RNA, 1047 nt
Organism: Rhea pennata
Lineage: Eukaryota; Metazoa; Chordata; Aves; Rheiformes; Rheidae
Gene: DMRT1
Product: doublesex and mab-3 related transcription factor 1
Exons: 5
Coding region: 1-1047 (348 amino acids)
Biological process (GO): regulation of transcription by RNA polymerase II; germ cell development; sex differentiation
Cellular component (GO): nucleus
Molecular function (GO): RNA polymerase II cis-regulatory region sequence-specific DNA binding; DNA-binding transcription factor activity, RNA polymerase II-specific
Source: RefSeq, a predicted model, not a curated record